This is a messenger RNA of Sphaerulina musiva SO2202, 3607 nucleotides long. RefSeq lists its product as uncharacterized. Gene Ontology annotation, biological process: actin cytoskeleton organization. The record is from RefSeq and is a predicted model, not a curated record. Gene Ontology annotation, molecular function: actin binding. Bases 471 to 2678 code for a protein of 735 amino acids. NCBI's taxonomy places the organism in Eukaryota, Fungi, Ascomycota, Dothideomycetes, Mycosphaerellales, Mycosphaerellaceae. The transcript has 4 exons.
CACACACACACCCUCGCUCUCUCACCCUCGACUGCAAGCCAUCUGCAGUCCUGUGUUUCUAUUAUUUCCUUCUUGAAUACGCAUUCUGCCCACUGGCAUUGUACCACAGGGUUUCUGGCGAGAGACCGGCUUUGACUUCGACAUUUCGCGUGGCCUUGUUGCUUCCUCACUUCUGACAUUCCGCAUUCUCGACACGAACGGCGACGACGUUGCAUCUCCCUCUCCAUCCUGCCCGCCUGCUCCUCCUCCGCCGCCGCCGCCGCAUCAGCAUUCACUUCACGAGGCAGACUCGGUGAUAGCUGCCUCUCAUGAGUGCAUAGAGCCAUCUCGUUCCCACUGGGGAAAAGAAGACCCAUAUAAUUAUCACACACAGUUCUCCUCCGCCCCCAGGCACGCGUCGAGCCUUUGAUCAUUCGACUGCCGCCGAGCUCGGAAUACAUCACUCACCAGCUGCUGUCACGGCUGAACCGAUGGCUGAGGUACUCUCGCCGCUAUCUUCACCUACCAGCACCAUUACGAUGCUGCAUUCCCGCCCUUCAUCCUCCGACGCGUUCAACGGCUCGUCCCAGCAAUAUUCCACUUCUCCCCGACAAGGGCAACAGACCCGCAGCAUGUACAAUGGACAGAAUAAUUCGUACCGGAGCACCGCCACUGCUCCUGUGCAGCCGUAUGCUUUCCAAAGCACACCCACCCUGCGGCCGGACAACCGCAGUGUGUCUCAAUCCACGGCAUCCCACGGCAUCAUCGGCCAGAAGCAAGCGCAUACACAUACUCAAUCGGUGUCCAACUCCUCGACGACAUCGUCCGACGCCUCUUCACAGCCAUCGGCGAAGGAUGAUUCCGUGAUUGGGUCGAAGAACUCGUCGUUGAUCAACUUGUCUUCCGCUGUUCCCGACCUUUCGCUCACCAAUUUCGACCAGCCUGCGAAGCCCUCCCCUGGCCGAUAUCGUCGGGCAGCCGCUCCGCGUACCGAGUCCGGUAACACUACACCAAAGGCUGCUCCACAAGCUGCGGCAGCCUCUAUGCCUCUUGCCAAUGUCGUGAGCCAGUCUACGCAGGAGCGACCGGCUUCACAACUCACACAGCGAAGAGAGAGCCAGGAUGACAUGGCGGUCAAGUCAGGCAGCGCAGAGCUAGCCAAGAGAUACAGGAGGCGCAGCAUGAACAACACCAUUGACACCAAUGUGCUGCAGACGGGCGCUGGCGCUCCACUCCCAGAGUCAGCACAGGCUGCCUCCUCUUCUAAUUUGUUGACUAUUCGCCCGGUGUCCUCGCAUACCCGAUCGGGAAGUGAUGACAGCACAGCGUCACGCAGGAAGACUCCAGGCGGAACCCAAGAGUCCGCCAAAAUGGUGACCGGAUUACGGCCUGAAGGACAGAAGUCUCCCAGCAUCCCUCCUAGGACUUCCUCUGAGACUGGGAAACUUGCAAAGGGGCCCUCACCUCUUGCAAAGGAAGCUGAUUCCGAAGCCACCCCGAUCGGCUCGGCGCAGAAACCCAAGACGUAUGCUGCUGCUGCACAGGCUGGUGUUCAGGCUCACGCACAAGCCCAGUCCGCUGCUGCCCAGCAGCUUGCCGCGGUGUCAGACAGAGACCUCAACAAGGGAAUGAAGUCACGUCUGCGACGGGCCUUCUCUUUUGGAAGUGCACAAGAACUGCGUCGAAGCGCGGCUGAGAACAACGAAGCUGCCAAUGCAGCUGCACAUCAGGCUCAGCAGAAGAGGAUGCAGCAUCAGCAGCAUAUUGAUGAUGAGCUUGAUGCCGAACAACAGGAAAUCGCACGCAAGCAGGAAGCGGGUGGACUGGGCGCAAGCAUUUAUGCAAAUACGUCGGUGGCCUUGACUGGCUCAACUGACAACAUUUCCAUCUCAUCGACCGCAUCAUCGGCCUCGAUGAUGCUGCGCAAGAUGGGCAGAGGAGCUAAGAAGAGCGCUAGGAGCGUAAAGGGAUUAUUCCGGCCCAAGUCUGUCAUUGGCGUGCCGGCGGCUGAUGGACCAGUGUCGACCCAAGCGCAACCUAGCGUUGCACAGGUUUCCAUGGUCAGCGUCGAAGCCGAGCGACAUAAAGUGAAUGUAGACGCCCAUCCAGCGGAGAAACACGGCAUAACAGGCUUUCCGAAGUUAGAGCGCAACUCCAUCGACGCUGCCAACAAUAUUGGUCUGCCCACCAAUCGGGGCUCUGGGGAUCGAUCCGACUCUUUCUCGCGCCGCAGCAUCGUGGGCAGUGACCGAGACCGCGCGGAAGUUCUCGCAGCAGUGAAGAAAGGUAUUCUGAAGCGCUCAGGUACAGCUUCGCCAAGCGGAUCUCCAGUCAUCAAGCCAGCCGACGCGCAGAACGGAUCUGAGAGUCCCGCAUCCAGCAUGCCGAGCACGCCCAAGGACGGCGUGCGCAGCGACUCGAUGAAGAACGCAGUCAACGGGGAUUACUUUAGCCCACGACUGGCAUCUGUGGCGAAGAGCAUGCCGAAUACGCCUAACGGGUCACGAAAUAUUAGCUUCAGCCCACGAAUACAGUUCCACGACGUUUGGUCAAGCACGGAGUAUGACCGUAGGGGCGAGAUCGCAACCUGCAAUCGUCUAACGCCCAUGCUUGCACAGCAGAUCAAAGAAGAGCUCAACACCUUCAAAAUGGAAAUGGAGGUGCACGAGAUGUCCAAGCCACAUACACACUUCUUCUAAUGAACAACAACCACGACUGAAAAGUUGGCGACACGACACGCAUGAAUGGCACGGAGCGAUAAGAGCACAUCACACCUGAUAGCGAUGCCGCAUUUCUGAGUUGAGACACGGAGUAGUGAAUCAUCUAAUUUUUCUAUUGAGCGGUUGGGGGUCAUUUUCAAGCGGGCGUCUGGAGAAAGACUUGUGCAGAAACAUGGCGUUCUCUCCUUGGGUGUGGCCGGGAAUCGGUGAGCGAGAACAUUCACCACUUCACGCUUUUGUGCUUGGCGCCUUGCCAUCCUUGAACUCCUUUCUGGAUUAGCGAUUGCAUACUCUCUUGCAAAGUACGAAACUGGGUGCGCAAAUGCCACAGACCUCAGCGUCUGCGUGGCCGAGCGAAUUAGCACGAGCAGGCACAGCAUCAAAAGAAAGUGCCUUCCCACCACUCUCUAUUCCACCCAUGAUGGCUUGGCCGCAACACCAACGCGGCACUAGCCCCAAACUAUGGCAUAUACCAUAGGAGAGUCUAUUGGAUCGAGCGCUGCUAGACACGCGUAUUGCCCACCGGCGCCUGUUCUCUCCGCUAUAAUGGUACAUCAAUCACGCGAUUUCAGUGCUCAUAUGAUUGCGGGUCUUCGGACAAUUGGCGGCGACGGCGACGGCUUUGUGAAGGGUAGCGUCUUUCGAUGUGCGAGCUGAGUGGCGUUCAAGGUGUGCUCGCUCCUCUCCCAUGGCGGCAAAGUGUGCGUCUAGACUACAGGUACAGGUAGCCCAACGCAUAGCGUGGAUGAUGUUUGAAUAAACAGGAGGGAUAUGGAUGGACUACGAUUCUUCCUCUGCUAUGCUAUGCUCACCAAAUAAGGAGUACAACAGGACAAGGAAAGGAAGAAGAGACUAGAGAAGCAGGAGCAAGAGGAGACGAGGUAUAGAGAGUUGGUUGAAGAGACUGG